AGGAAAGCCAGGCCCGACUCGGUCGGAUCGUGGACCGCAUGGAUCUCGCUGGGGACAACGAUGGCUGGGUGUCCUUAGCCGAGCUCCGUUCGUGGAUCGCGCACACACAACAGCGGCACAUCCGCGACUCGCUUGCUGUCCCUUGUGAGAUCCAACCUGUGUGACAAGCUGCUGGAGACUCCACACUCCUGCCCAGAACAUUUUCCUUCCAUACGCUGUAGUCCUGACCCCUGAUCUCUGUUUUCCUUUUGAGACAGUCUCUCUGAGCAGCCCUGGUGUCCUAGUUAACAUUACUAUCGCUGUGAUGAAACACCAUGACCGAAAGCAAGUUGGCGAGGAGAAUAUUUGACUUCCACAUCCACACCACUGUGCAUCUCUGAAGGAAGUCAGGGCAGGGACCCAGACAGGGCGAGUACCUGGAGGCAGGAGCUGCUGCAGAGGCCAUGGGGGAGUGCUCCUUACUGUACUCCCGUGGCUUGUUUGGUCUGCUGUCUUCUUUUGUUUUGUUUUGUUUUGUUUUUUUGUUUGUUUGUUUUUUUCCAGACAGGAUUUCUCUGGGUAACCCUGGCCAUCCUGGAUGGAACUGGCUCUGUAGGCCACGCUGGCCUCAAGCUCAGAGAUCCGCCUGCCUCUGCAUCUUGAGUGCUGGGAUUAAAGGCCUGCGCCACCACACCCAGGACCACCAGCCCAGCGGUGGCCCCACCCGCAGUAGACCAGGGGAGGAAUUCCAUGAUGUGGAGGAUGCUGAGACCUACAAGAAGAUGCUGGCUCGGGAUGAGCGGCGAUUCCGGGUGGCCGACCAGGAUGGGGACUCCAUGGCUACCCGGGAAGAGCUGACAGCCUUUCUGCACCCUGAGGAGUUCCCCCAUAUGCGGGACAUUGUGGUUGCAGUGAGUGAGGAGACCCUGGAGGACCUUGACAGGAACAAAGAUGGCUAUGUCCAGGUGGAGGAAUACAUCGCGGACCUGUACUCUGAGGUGCCUGGGGAGGAGGAACCUGCCUGGGUGCAGACGGAGCGGCAGCAGUUCCGGGACUUCCGGGAUCUGAACAAGGAUGGGAAGCUGGACGGCAGUGAGGUCGGUUACUGGGUGCUGCCUCCGUCCCAGGACCAGCCCCUCGUGGAGGCCAACCACCUGCUGCACGAGAGCGACACAGACAAGGAUGGCCGUCUGAGCAAAGCUGAGAUCCUGAGCAACUGGAACAUGUUUGUGGGCAGCCAGGCCACCAACUACGGCGAGGACCUGACGAGACACCACGAUGAACUCUGAUCCUAGGUCUGCUCAGCCCUGUGACCCCAGGACUCCAUGGGGGCAGUUGAGGGGCCACUGCAGCCAACCUCCAGGGCACAGACUCAGCUCUGGUGUCCCUGGUUCUUGGGCUCUCAGGGACCCACUGAAUCACCUUCUCUCCGUGAGACCCUGGCCCCCGCGGCUGGAGCCCCCAUCUGCCCCGACACUCAGGCACUCAAGUGACUGCCACUAAAACCAUCUCCCAGCACAGGCCUUGGGCCCACACCCUGGCCCACCCCAAUCUGAGCCUCAAUCACAUGGGCUGACCUGUACUGCCCACUACCUGGGAGCAAUAAAAGCCUUUGCUGGGGUC
Messenger RNA from Alexandromys fortis (reed vole), 1602 nucleotides. RefSeq names its product reticulocalbin 3 (gene Rcn3). The record is from RefSeq and is a predicted model, not a curated record. The transcript is spliced from 7 exons. Gene Ontology annotation, molecular function: calcium ion binding. Gene Ontology annotation, cellular component: endoplasmic reticulum. Bases 444 to 1268 code for a protein of 274 amino acids. Lineage: Eukaryota; Metazoa; Chordata; Mammalia; Rodentia; Cricetidae.